AUGCCCUCUGCAUCUGUGAUCCUCAGUUCCAAGGGAUGUACGAAGGACUAUGGGAGAUGUAAAUCCAAGUGCCGCGGUCAUUCUGAUAAAGAAAGAGCAUGUCCCAAUGGUAAGGUGUGCUGCAGAAACCGCUCAAAGCCAGCACCUUGGAGCCAAGUUAUAGCCAAGACAAACGACUGUAAAGCAGAAGGAGGAAUUUGCAAGAUAUCUAACAAAAAAUGCAAAAAUCCUCUUCCCUUCAAUUGCCCGAUCAAAGAUUGGAAGUGCUGCAAGAAAACAAAAAGGACCUGCAGACAAAUGGGGGGGAAAUGUAAAAAACGAGAAAAGUGCAAAACGGAAGUCUUAGAGUCCCUUACCACUUGCAAGCGUGGUAAGGUCUGUUGUGAAAAAGGAAAAAAUACUUGCAAAGAUCUAGAAGGUGAAUGCAAAAGGGAAGCCAGAUGCAACAGAGGUAUACGUAAUCCCUCUGUACCGUGCAAGAGAGGUAAGGUCUGUUGUAAUCAAGGAAAAAACACUUGCAAAGAUCUAGGAGGUGAAUGCAAAAAGGAAGCCAAAUGCGACGGAGGUAUACUUACUCCCUCUACACCUUGCAAGAGUGGCAAGAGUGGUAAGGUCUGUUGUGAAAAGGGAACAACUUGUAAAUCACUAAGUGGACAGUGUAAAAAGGAAGACACAUGUCAAAGCAAAGUGUUAAACCCCAGCAAGAAGUGCAAAGCUGGUAAGGUAUGCUGCUUAAUCCGCACCUGUCGCGACCGAGGAGGGAAGUGUAAGAAGGAAGAAAAGUGCAACGGUAGAAUCGUCAAGGUGAAGAAGCCAUGCGAGGAACCCAAAGUCUGCUGUCUAGAGGACCCAGGUACCCCUGAGCCACCGCCACCAACCACUCUUAAACCGGAGCCACCAACCACCCUCAAGCCGCCGACACCAACCACUCUUAACCCAGAGCCACCAACCACCCCUAAGCCUCCGCCACCAACUACACUUAACCCAGAGCCACCAACCGCCCCUAACUCUCCGCCACCAACCACUCUAACCCAGAGCCACCAACCACCCCUAAGCCUCCGCCACCAACCACACUUAACCCAGAGCCACCAACCGCCCCUAACUCUCCGCCACCAACCACUCUUAACCCAGAGCCACCAACCACCCCUAAGCCUCCGCCACCAACCACACUUAACCCAGAGCCACCAACCGCCCCUAACUCUCCGCCACCAACCACUCUUAACCCAGAGCCACCAACCACCCCUAAAGCCACCAACCACCCCUAAGCCACCAACCACUCUUAACCCAGAGCCACCAACCACCCCUAAGAGAGAGCCUAAGCUUCCUAAGCUUCUAAGCCUCCACCACCAACCACUCUUAACCAGAGGACGCCACCAACCACUCUCCACAACCACAAACGACAAUAGCAGAUACAACUACUGCAGAUAUAUAACUACUGCAGAUACAACGACUACAGGUACAACAACGGUAGAUAUAACUACUGCAGAUACAACUACUGCAGAUAAAACCACUGUAGAUAUUACAACCACUGCAGAUAUUACAACCACUACAGAUACGAAUACUGCAGAUACAACCACUAUACAACCACUGCAGAUCACUGAUACAACCACUGCACCACUGCGAUACACUACUGCCGAUCUGCAGAUACAACCACUAUACAACCACUGCAGAUGUAACCACUGCCGAUACAACUACGAUACAACCCCUGCAGAUACAACCACUGUAGAUACAACCACUGCAGAUAUUACAACCACUGCAAUACAACCACUGCAGAUACUGCAGAUACUGAGAUACAACCACUAUACAACAACGACUCCUGAUACAACAACUACGGCCAUCACAACUACAACCAUACCUACCACCACUAGUGCCUUCAACGUAACUGCAAGGCUUCUAGAGCUCGCAACCAUCGACCCUUCCCUGGGGGCUCUGGAAGCGGCCCUGGACGAGGCCAGCGACAGACUCGGCACCAUCGACAGCACCGGCCGAAGGAGAGUUCGGAGGCACGAGCCAGCAACCACUGAUGCCACUACAACGGAUGUCACCACAAGCGAUGCCACUACAACGGAUGUCACUACAACCGAUGCCACUACAACUGAACUACAACGAUGCCACUACAACGAUGCCACUACAACGGAUGUCACCACAAGCGAUGCCACUACAACUGAUGCCACCACAAGCGAUGCCACUACAGCGGAUGUCACCACAACUGAUAUCACUACAACCGGUGAAACUACAACGGAUGUCACUACAACCGAUGCCACUACGGCUGAUUCCACAGCAACGGGUUCCACGCCUGAAACAACCACAACCGACUCUGCCACAACUGGCUCCACAACCUCCGCCCCCAGCACGACACCGCCUCAGGACCGCAUCGACGCCGAAGACUUGCUGACCAGGUACAUCCAGUUCCUCAGCGACGCCACAGCCCCUGUCGACGACGAAAACGCUGACCAAAUAGACAGCGGCACCGUCAGCGCCAACAGCUUCAUCGAAGAGUUCGACGACCUGAUCGACCUGAUCGCGCAGACGGGGAAGAGGAUCACGGACGGAACCAGGGCGCUGCUGCCACGAGCCCGAGGCGACACGCAGCAGCUGCUGGACAGGAUCAAAGACCUCCGCAUAGCUAUCCGAGAGGAACUUGAGCGGCUGAAUCCACUCGCUGAAAACACAAUCACCCUUCCCACACUGGCGCCUUAA
This is a messenger RNA of Penaeus vannamei (Pacific white shrimp), 2700 nucleotides long. The record is from RefSeq and is a predicted model, not a curated record. NCBI's taxonomy places the organism in Eukaryota, Metazoa, Arthropoda, Malacostraca, Decapoda, Penaeidae.